Molecule: messenger RNA, 4550 nt
Organism: Acanthaster planci (crown-of-thorns starfish)
Lineage: Eukaryota; Metazoa; Echinodermata; Asteroidea; Valvatida; Acanthasteridae
Product: glutathione hydrolase 1 proenzyme-like
Biological process (GO): glutathione catabolic process
Cellular component (GO): plasma membrane
Molecular function (GO): glutathione gamma-glutamate hydrolase
Source: RefSeq, a predicted model, not a curated record
UCCAUACUAAUGCCUUUUACCCUCGUAGUAAUGUGUACGUGACUUAUUCACUUUGGAACUCACCGUGUACGCUAAGGGCUAGAAAUGAGCCAAAGCUCAACUAUGAGCUUUUAUUGCAAAGAUAAUGUAGAGUGCGCUUUUGCAACCCUGACCCAGACACACAUGGAUCAAGUGUGUUGACUGUACAUGUCAUUGUAAACCGUAUUAGGUGAAAAAAAUAAGAAAGGUGUGAAUGGGAUGACCUCCGCCGAGAAUUUAACUUUUUAUUAUUGACUGAACAACACUGAUAAACAACACAUAGGCCUACAACGCUUGCUGUAAAACGGGGCUGUGGCCUCGUUGUGUUGACUGACGUCACGCUCACGCCCGAAUAAGUCUGUCUUGGACCAAGCACUGCACAGCGUUACUGACUUCACAUCUGGAGAACCUAUUCCAGUGUCAUCAGGUCCUUGGUAAAAGUGCAUUUUUAUUAAUACCCAGCCUGGUUAUUAAUUCGCUCCUGGAACCAACUGGUGGUUGCAGUCGCGCAGCAGUACAUUUGAGAUUUGUUUCUCGAUAAGUGAACUGCACAGUGUGCAAUUGAUCGAAGAUGCCAGACGGUACCAGCUCGACCCAGCAGUUAGCCACUUUGGACAUGGAACAGGUGCACAUUAAAGAAAAAUCCAAGGUUUGGAUCUGGCAAGUGGCCUUUGCCUUGUUGCUGAUAGUGGCCGUGGGUGUCGGUGUGACCAUGGGGUUAUUGUAUUAUUACAAGGAUGACAACGCUGUAGCAGUCACUCCACAGCCAUCACAACCACCUCCACAACCAACCGGCGAGUACCAAUACGCCAAGGCUGCCGUGGCUGCUGAUGCUGGCGAGUGCUCAGAGAUUGGCCGAGAUAUCAUGACUAGAGGAGGCUCAGCAGUAGACGCAGCUAUUGCAGCCUUGCUGUGUGUCAGUCUUCAUAACUGCCAAAGUAUGGGCGUUGGAGGUGGAUUUUUCAUGGUACAUUACAACGCUAGGACAGGAAACGCAGAUGUGCUUGAUGCAAGGGAGAGAGCUCCACUCGCUGCCUUCGAAACUCUGUAUGAAAAUGAAACAGACGAUGCGUCUACCCUAGGUGGCUUAGCCAUUGCUGUUCCUGGGGAGAUAGCAGGUUACUGGACCGCUCAUCAACGAUACGGUGUGCUACCCUGGAGUGAUUUAUUUCAACCUUCCAUCAAAUUGGCGGAGGAGGGUCUGGUUGUAGGCGCGGCAUUGGCUAGAGCUAUAAGCGCUCGUGAAAGUGUUAUCAAGGCGGAUCCAAGCUUGAGCGAAAUACUUUUAAAAUCAAACGGGGAGAUACUACGAGAAGGAGACAGGAUGACCAACCUCAAACUGGCCGAGACAUUUAAGAAACUAGCAGAGGGUGGAGAAGAUGUCUUCUAUCGAGGAGAUCUUGGUGAUGACAUCGUUGCCGACAUCGCUGAUAGAGGCGGUAUCAUUACAAAAGAAGAUCUGAAGGAGUACAAAGUGAGACGAAAGGAACCUUUGAUGGUUGAAAUUGGCGAUCUGAAGGUUUACACCCCUCCACCACCGUCUAGCGGCGCUGUUUAUUCACUCAUCAUGAAUAUUCUGGAGGGUUAUGGCAUUGGUCCAGAUAGCAUUGCUACCACUGAAGCUGAAAUCUUGACAACUCAUCGUAUGGUAGAGGCUUUCAAGUUCGCGUAUGCAGGUCGAUCAUUCCUUGGAGAUGAAGACUACGUCGACGUCAGAGAAAUCGUUGCCAACAUGACGUUACAGUCUUAUGCAGACUCCUUACGAGCCGCUAUUAGCGACAACGAGUCUCACGAUCCUUCUUACUAUACUGCGUACUACAAUCAGCCUGAUAGCGGCACAUCUCACCUGUCGGUCGUUGAUACACAUGGCAAUGCUGUAGCUGUAACAAGUACCAUAAACCUCUUUUUUGGAUCCAAAAUUCGUGGAAAUCGUACAGGAAUUAUCUUCAACAACGAGAUGGAUGAUUUCUCCAGACCUGGUCAGCCGAACUUCUUUGGUUUUCCGCCGUCUGUGAGCAACUUCAUCCGGCCAGGAAAACGACCAAUGUCUUCCAUGACUCCCACCAUAGCAGUGGAUCGUGACGGUGGAGUUAGACUGGUGGUGGGUGCAUCAGGGGGUUCACGGAUACCAAGUGGCAUAGUCCAGAUAUCUGCGGAUGCUUUGUGGUAUGGACGGAAUAUUAAAGAAUCAAUCCAACGUAGGCGCAUUCAUCAUCAAUUUAUCCCCAACAACGUCACCUAUGAGCCAGGUUAUGAUCAGGCAAUUAUCGACGGCUUGAGAGCAAAAGGAAACUACCCAUACGAAUCUACCCGUGGCUGUGUCGUACAAGGCAUACUACGUGACAACCAGGGAUUUUUGAACGCUUACAGUGACGACCGGAAAGGAGGCUACCCAGCUGGCAUUUAGAUUAGAAUUUUAUUGAGACCAACCUACCCUCUCCCCACCUAAAAUGAGCAACAGUGCCACAAGUAGCUGUUCGUUCUUCCCAGAUACAGGCCGUGUCCGUAUCAGGAUUCCAGAGCUACGGCUAGGUGUAUUGUCUGCGCCUCUUCACGUACUUUCAAUAGAGUGAAGACCUAGACCUAGCUCUAGACAACAGAUUCGGAUGCAGCCAUAGUUUAAAAGGCAACAAUGACCCCAGCAUGUAUUUAGAGUAAUAAAAUUACGGUGGUUUACCUGUAUUUGUUUAAGUUUGUUUUUCUAAGACGUUUCUGUGUUGGUACACGCUCGUGCCAUAGUUCAUGCACGGGUGAUACGCACGCGUAUCGCGCGUCGUCAACCAUUGGCAGACGUUGAGACGUUUGGUUGAUGGUGACAAACUGUUGUCUGUGUUAUCUACCCCGAACUGAAGUGCACCCCCAAUCAGCGAAAGAAAGGCUGGUGAUUACAAGCAGGUUCUUGCACGCGUCAUACACGCGGACGCGCCACGAUUUGCACGUCCCCGUGGAUGAUCGCUGAAGUUGUUCGUUACCUUCCGGUUUCAUAGUUCCAUGUAAAAGACGAUCAAUACGCAUGUGCAGUGGGCGUGGUUUAAACUCAAGUGACGUCACACUUACGAACCGGAUAGGCUUGUAUACACGCACUGUCUUUUCAUGACGUCGGUGGUUGUGGCUGGCCCAAUGCAUAUGGCGGGGCUUUAGAGCUAUAUAUAUUUUGAUAAAGCUAUAUACAUGUACAUGUAUCGCUCUAUGAUAUGUACGUAUUAGUUUGGUGCCAACCAUUAUGUCUCUUUGGCUUUGUCUACUGAUUAUCUGUUUCCUGCGAAGGCUUGGUACGUCAGGCUUGUAUUAACCUCUGUAUAUUUUCUUGACUGUAGGUCCACAUGCUCCUUACGAAUCAUUCUAGCAGAGUAGAAGUAGACUAAGUGUAUAAAGGUGAGAAUUAGUUGGUCACUGCUUUUGUCCAGCAAGUACAAAAAAAUCCACAUAGACUGUUGUAUAGUUCGACAGGUAAGUCUUUGUGAGUUUGUUUUAGUUUUGUCUUGUUUUUGUAUUGUUUUGUUUCUAUAUGUGUUUAAUUUCAAGUUUAAGUUUUCAUGGAGGCUUCCCAUUGACGUGAUUGCUACACUGUAUAAAUAUUGCACUGUUAUGUCAAAUAUCUUGUCAGGGAAAUUGUACUAGAAUAAUACGAAUGUUUGCUGUAAACAUAUGAACCGAAAUCUUGCAGACAUUUUGUACUAUAUAGCCUGUACUAACUUAAAAUGUAAGAGUAACUUGACACAAAUCUUUUUUUACUUAAUUGUUAUUAUUAUUAUAGGUGGUUUAUUUCAAACACUUUUAUUGUAUCCCGGAGGAUAAAUUGCCAUAGUACACUCAGCUUAACUAUUCAAUAAAUAAAAAACAGAGCAUUUAAAAUUUAAAGUAGGCGCAUCUCAUCUAAACUAAGCACAAAACAACAAUCAGAAAAUGAAAAUCAGUUAAGAUGCAAACAGAAAAUUGUACUGUUAUAACCAAUGCCCACAAAAACACAAUCAAUUGAAACUAACCCUUAACAGAUUAAUGAUUCACCAGACAUACAAAAUAUUGGAUGGGACUAUUCUUGUCACGGUUGGUCUUACAUGCGAAUGUGGGCAGUUUUAUGGUAUUAAGGGGAAAAUUAUUGUAUGAAUUUACAAAUAUAUUUUCUAAAAACAUUCUGAACCCACUAAAUAUUACUUCAGAUUCUUUUCUUGGCCAGUUGUUCAAAGCUCCUAGGCGUUUUAGACCAUUAGCAUGUACUAACCAAUAUACAUGUAGUUAUUUUCAGUCUACCUACUUUGUUUUCUGUCCGCAUUUGAUGUUACCGACUGAAUGCAUUGACGCGUUCUUAGUUCGUGAGAAGCAGUGUUGGAGCGAAGGCUUCGAUCCUGAACACAAAGCCUCUGACCCUAAAGGCCAAGGUUUGGACCCUCAAACGUUAACCCUCACUGUAAUAAAACUUGGCCUCCAAAGAAGCCUAGCACAAAAUAACAUUUUUUUUCUCCCAAAUUACUAGAAGAAUUGUUGUUUUGUUAUCCGGUGGAAACUUAAACUAAAAAAACCCAUAAUUUGAC